GGUCGGGCGGCGCGGGGGAGGCCGAGCCGCUCUCAGUGCCGCACCGUCCGCGGGCCCCUCAGCGCGGCGGAGCCGGCCCCGCCAUGGUGAAGAAGCGGAAAGGCCGGGUCCUCAUCGACUCCGACACCGAGGACAGCGGCAGCGAGGAGAACCUGGACCAGGAGCUCCUGUCAUUGGCCAAACGGAAACGCAGCGAUUCCGAGGAGAAAGAGCCACCUGUUAGCAAACCAACAGCUUCUUCAGACUCUGAAACCUCAGACAGUGAUGAUGAGUGGACUGUUGGAGGUUCUAAAAACAAAAAGAAGGGAAAAGCUGGCAAAGUAGAGAAGAAGGGAGCUAUGAAGAAACAGAUGAACAAAGCUGCCUCCUCAGGGAGCUCAGACAAAGAGAGCUCAGCUGAGAGUUCAGCACCUGAAGAGGGUGAAGUGUCUGAUUCAGAGAGCAACAGCUCCUCCUCCAGCUCAGAUUCAGAUUCAUCAUCUGAAGAUGAGGAGUUCCACGAUGGUUAUGGGGAAGACCUGAUGGGAGAUGAGGAGGACAGAGCUCGGCUGGAACAGAUGACAGAGAAGGAAAGGGAACAGGAGCUAUUUAAUCGGAUAGAGAAGAGGGAAGUGCUGAAGAGAAGAUUUGAAAUUAAGAAGAAACUAAAAACAGCAAAAAAGAAAGAAAAAAAGGAGAAAAAGAAAAAGCAAGAGGAAGAGCAGGAGAAGAAAAAGCUCUCACAGAUCCAGGAAUGCCAGGUGAUGUCACACAACAAAGAACGACGGUCAAAGCGGGAUGAGAAACUGGAUAAGAAAUCUCAGGCCAUGGAGGAACUGAAAGCAGAGAGAGAGAAAAGGAAGAACAGAACAGGUUCCAAAUGCAAGGAGAAGCUUUCAGCAAAAAUAAAGGCUCAAUUAUUUCCUUUUUCAGCUGAGUUGCUUGCAAAAAAACAGCCAUUAAAAACUAGUGAAGUAUACUCAGAUGAUGAAGAGGAAGAAGAGGAUGAUAAGUCUAGUGAGAAGAGUGAUCGCACAUCCAGAUCAUCCUCAUCUGAUGAGGAGGAAGAAAAAGAAGAAAUUCCUCCCAAAUCCCAGCCAGUCUCCUUACCCGAAGAACUGAAUCGGGUACGGUUAUCUCGGCAUAAGCUGGAGCGUUGGUGUCAUAUGCCCUUCUUUGCCAAGACGGUCACCGGCUGCUUUGUGCGUAUUGGCAUUGGGAACCACAACAGUAAACCUGUCUAUCGGGUUGCUGAAAUCACUGGUGUUGUAGAAACUGCGAAGGUUUACCAGCUUGGGGGUACCAGGACAAAUAAAGGACUACAGUUACGGCAUGGCAGUGACCAGCGUGUGUUUCGUCUGGAGUUUGUCUCAAAUCAGGAAUUUACUGAAAGUGAGUUCAUGAAGUGGAAGGAAGCGAUGUUCUCUGCUGGGAUGCAAUUGCCUACACUAGAUGAGAUAAACAAGAAGGAAGUGUCCAUCAAAGAAGCCCUCAACUACAAAUUUAAUGACCAAGACAUUGAGGAGAUUGUGAAAGAGAAAGAGAGGUUCCGAAAAGCCCCUCCCAACUAUGCCAUGAAGAAAACUCAGCUAUUAAAGGAGAAGGCUAUGGCAGAGGACUUGGGGGACCAGGACAAGGCAAAACAGAUUCAAGAUCAGCUUAAUGAACUGGAAGAAAGAGCAGAGGCCCUGGACCGCCAGCGGACAAAAAACAUUUCUGCAAUCAGUUACAUCAACCAGAGGAAUAGAGAAUGGAACAUUGUGGAGUCCGAGAAGGCUCUAGUGGCUGAAAGUCACAAUAUGAAAAACCAGCAAAUGGACCCUUUUACUAGGCGGCAGUGCAAGCCCACAAUAGUUUCCAAUUCCAGGGAUCCUGCUGUCCAAGCUGCCAUCCUCGCCCAACUAAAUGCAAAAUAUGGAUCUGGUGCUUUACCGGACGCUCCAAAGGAUAUGGGCAAGGGUCAGGGGAAGGACAAAGAGGUGAAUUCGAAAUCAGCUAGUGACCUCUCAGAGGACCUGUUCAAAGUGCAUGACUUUGAUGUAAAGAUUGAUCUCCAGGUUCCCAGCUCAGAGUCUAAGACGCUUGCCAUCACCUCCAAAGCUCCACCAGCAAAAGAUGGUGCCCCUCGGCGAUCAUUGAACCUGGAAGACUACAAGAAAAGGCGGGGGCUUAUUUGAGCAUACCCACUCCGCUGCUUCCGAUCCUGCAUGCUCCAUGAUGAUGUCCCAACUUCUCUUCUUCCUCCCUUUUCAGUUUCCCUUCUGGGUUGGAGCAGCAAUGGAGCUGGGAAGAGACUCUUUAAAACUGCCAGUCAUCUGUAACAUAAACCAUUUGACUAUUUACUGUAUAGACCUCCCUUCUUGCCCUUUCACAAAUGUGGAUCUGUGCUAUUUGGGGUUCUCCCACUUCUUUUAGUUUAAUUUUCUUUUUUAACUUGAUGCAGCUCGUUGGUCUACUCUAAGUGUUCAGUAUUAGCCUCAAGUUGGGAUUUCGGUAGGAAUCUCUUUGGUGGUGGCAGCAUCGGCACUUGGUGAUCUCUCCUUACGUACCACCACAGGCAUGGCGAGUAAACAUUGGCACAAGACCUUUGUGGCUUGAAGGUCAUCUGCACUUUCUUCCAUCUCUUCUUCCUCCUCCUAGCUCUGGAGAAGGGAAACUUCAAAAACUGGCUUAGGUUCAAAGUGUAAAUUUUUGGGGGGGAGGGUGUUACGUGACUUUUUUUCAGGUGUUUUUUAUCAUUUUUUUAUGCUGCAGUACUAUUUGUAUCAGUCUGUCACAUUUCUUUACGGCUGUUUUGAAUUUCUACCAGCUGUAUUUGAGCAUCUGAAAUUGAAAGAAAGAAACUCAUUAAAUGUGAUUCUUAAUAAACAGGCCUGGCUUAUAUAGCUGUGUACCUUCACGUUCCCCUUUUUACUCACACAUACUUGUUGAGAGUUCCACAAACAGCUCUUGUAGGAGACUCGUCCUCUGUAGAUUUGUAGUGUAGCCUGAGUCUCUUGCUGUAACUGAAUGAAGUAGAUCCUUCUGGGAUGCCCCUGGGCACUCAUUAGGUAGGCUCCUAUAUUUCUUCUACAAAUCCAACUAAUCAUUCAACGUCCCAUCUUUCUCAUGUCACCUUGUCUUUACUGGGCUUCAACCUGUUUGUGGUUUUUGGUUUUUUUGCUUUGUGAACAAUUCUAAACUUGGCUUUAAAAAAAAUCAGUUCAUAUUGUGUGGAAGGGGAAGGACAAGGUAGAAACUGUACUGAAAAUGUAUGAGGGCAGUUGCUGAUACAUAUUUUCUAUAUAUAACUGGUACAGGUGCAGUAAAACACUAGCACAAGGAUUGUAUGGCUUUAUGGAAUGUUUGACUAGAAACAAGAUGACUGCUUGAUAAUCACUCAGGUGUAAAAAUCCAAGUGUAAAUAUAAGUGGCAUUUAACAAAGAGCUUUUCAAAACAAAUACAACUGAAUAUACUGAACUAAGAACUAAAUUAAAAAAGCAUUAGAGGUCUGACAAUUCAGAGGCCCUGAUUGAGUUAAGUACCAAAGCAUGAGCUUAAGUGCUGAACAAAUAAGGAUGCUCUUCUAAAUUGAGGCUUGAAGGAAUGGAAGAUCCUGACACCUCCUCAUGGAGUGUUGUAGCAUGAUUUUUCUAAGAGCCCAUAUAGUGGUGAUAUCUAAACCUGAGUCUGACUCUUGGUGACUUGCUUGUUGGAUCCUUAAUGAAACUUUAAUCUAGCUCUUAUUUUAAUUUCCUUUUGUUAAUUUUUUAACAGUAGUUUUAAAGAAAUGUCAUGUAAUUGUGUGAAAAUUGAUAUAAUGAACUGUGUAUAAAAAAAUUCCACCUCUGAAGCAGCUCAUAUUUGCUGUGUAAACAAAUUGUGGACUUUUUAAUAGCUUAUUUACUAGAUAGUCCAUAGCUUUGGAACUCCUUUAUGGACUGUUGUGUAAAUAUGUAAUCAUAGACUUUCCCUUGAUUGUCUGUCUGUAGCAACUUCUCUGGAGCUGUUGUGGGCUCUCAUUUACAUAUGUCCUUUUGACAUUUUUUUAAAAAGUGGAUUUAUGGAAUCUGCCAUUAUCGCGUCAUAGACAUCAUGAUCCACUGGAUAGAUAUGCAUUUGGUAUCAUUUUGGUUUCGCAGCAACUACAAUGAUGUUACAUAUAUGUAAUAAAAAAACUUUAUUUGCAGUAGACAGUUUCCCAACUAUCAAAAUUUCUGAAGAUUUACUAAAGAACUGCAAAAUUGUGCAAGGCAAAACUUGAAUUGCCUACAAAAAUUACUAAAAACUAUUGUGGGUUACAAUGACUACAUAGAAACUUUUUACUCCUAAAUUCUUUUUACAUGCUUUUCAUCCCAGAGUAAACGUCUACAACCGAAUUACAAACUAAGAAACAGGCUUUAUAAUAAACAGUGAUGAGACCUUGA
Molecule: messenger RNA, 4386 nt
Organism: Malaclemys terrapin pileata
Lineage: Eukaryota; Metazoa; Chordata; Testudines; Emydidae
Gene: RTF1
Product: RTF1 homolog, Paf1/RNA polymerase II complex component
Exons: 18
Coding region: 84-2156 (690 amino acids)
Cellular component (GO): Cdc73/Paf1 complex
Molecular function (GO): DNA binding; RNA polymerase II C-terminal domain phosphoserine binding
Source: RefSeq, a predicted model, not a curated record